UUUUUCAUCCUCUGCUCUGAGCUCUCCCUCUUCUCCGCCCCCCACCCACUGCACGUCGGUUGAUGGGGAAGGAUGUGGUUCUCUCGUCCAUCCUGGAGAAGUACAGAUUGCAGGAGCCAUGGCUUGCUCCGAAACCCUGGGAAUCGAUUGCCUCCGAGAGCGGUGCAUCUCGACCACCACCUUCUUCCGUGGCUGGCGCGGAGCUUCGCGCAGACGAGAUCUCGGAAGCUAUGUUGGUUAAAUUGGCUCUCAAUGCACUGCAAGGUUCUGAUUCGGCUCUUGCUGACCUAGAAAAGCUCUCUUCAAUAUUUAGUGUUACUCCAGCUGAUCUAAGCGCCUAUAGCGUUCCUAAUUUAUGGCAUCGAUCUGCCAGCACAAAGGCAUUAGGAGCGAUGCUCAAAUCUAUAAGUCAUUAUGGUGCUAUAUGUUCGGGUCUGCAAAAAUUUGUGGACUAUUUUAUUGGCGGUAACAUGAAUGUCCACCGUGAAGCUAGAAAGGAUAAGGACGCCACACGUAGUUCACACACCAAGGGAAGGAAAAAAAAUCGAAAGCCCCUCAAUGAUUCAGAUAGUGGUAUAGUAUCUCCGGAUGUGGAAUUAAGUACACACAUCGUGUCUAGGUCUCAUCCUCCUUAUAGUCUUAUAAACUAUGGAUUUUCUGUUGGCAUGAAUCUGGUUCUGCAAGGAUAUCUUUGUGCAAUAAAUACGUUAGAAGCAUCUAUUUAUCUAAGACGCUCAUCAAAUGCCAAAGAACUGGCCAAAGAUGCGGGUGAAAAGGGUUGCCGUACAAGUAUUCUUCAAACCGACGUUACUCUUUUGGAGGUUUACCUACACACUGAGGAACUGAGGACUCGCAUUCAAGCACUUGGAGCUAUUUGCAUGCUGAAAAAUGCAAUGCCUGCUUUGUCACAGUCAUCAGAAGAAGUGCACAAGGGUGUAAGUGCAGGAGGGGUGGAGUUCUGUAAUUUUCCUAGAGGAGCAGAUUUACUUACCUACCUUUAUAAGCAACUUCAGGAUACUGAUCCAGUUCAUGAAGUGCUGCUCAAAUUUCUCUUUUAUCAUUCCUUUGAUCUGUACUAUCGUCUCAUUAGAUCAUGGAUAUAUCAAGCAUCCAUAAGUGAUCCCUACGGAGAGUUUAUUGUAGGAAGUGUGGACGACUCCACUUGUAACUGUCAAGAUGUGGCCGUUUGCAAUAUUAGCUCUACCCUGCCACCUUAUGAGAUUCAUGAAGGUGUUGCUUUGCCUUGUUUUCUGAAGGAUGUUUGUGGGCUUAUCUUUCGUGCUGGUCAGCAACUUCAACUACUGGUGAAGAUGCUAGAGUUCUUUGAUUGUCAGUUCAUUGGAAUUGACAAUUAUGGCGAAAAGCCUUUUUCAUAUUCUGGGCUGAGCAAUCUAGAGGUUAUUCUCCCCUUUUGGAAUUGUUCAUCACAUGAAGUCUUUUAUUCCACUUUGUCAUUUAGCAAGCAGAGUAUUGAAGGUCUCAUAGCAAAGAGGAAGGCCAUGUACAGUGUAAUGGAGGAACAGCUCAACAGAUUUUUCUUAGAGCUGAAUACCAGAUCGAGAAAGUUAAAUGACAAUGUGCUACGUUAUGGAGACACUCCUGCUUACCUUGGUAUGAAAGUGGCUAAUAGUAGCGGAGUAUCUUCUUCAGCACCUGAGGAGGUUGCACUCCACAGCCUGUCUGUUUCCUAUCAAGCAAACACACUGGUUGUUGAUCAGGAAGAAGGUUCUGGUUCUCUUAGUUCAUCUGAAGUUCUUAGUUCUGAAAUGGAUUUAUUGGAUGAUGAUUCAGAUCCUUCUGGAGCCUUUUCAUUGCACAGCUAUGAAGAAAGAUACCUAGGGAUGAAGCCACUGGAACAACAUGAUUUUUCAACUUUUUCUGAUCUGGUCAAUAGUAAUUUUCUGGUCAAGGAAUCUUCUCAAACUGAAGAUUUGAGUUCUUUCUGUGGAACUACUUCCUCCUUAUUGCUUGAUAAGAAGUUGGAAGAUGUGCGGUCUGCUACCAAAUUUUCUAACUCAACGAAUAGAUGUCUACUUCCAGGGCAUACAACUGUACAAAAGGAACUUCAUGUGCCAAAUGCAUCAUCUGAUGAUGAAAUUCCAUGUUGUAGAAUCUGGCCUCUUGGAGGUCUUCUGAGGAAUCCAUUACUAGCAGAUGUUUUUCAAGAAGCUAUGGUUGAGAAACACUUUGACAGCAAAGGGUUUGAGGUUUCACUUGAAGCAUCUACCUCUCAUCCAUGGGGCGUUUCACAAGCACACAAUGUUCUCAGUGUUAAUCCCAUGUUGGCAAGACAUGACUGGUUGCAGGUAAUGUCGUCAAGAGAUGGGAGUCAGUUAGACAGGCUUCCAUAUUAUGAUUUUUCUUCUGUCCAAGAUCCUUGUAGUGCAAAAGGAGAGAACCAACUUCUUCACACGUCUGAUAUUGGAAGCCAGAUUGCAUCUAGUAGGUUUAGGGUCAAGGAGGGCAUUAAUUCUGGUUCAGAGAAAGGAAAAGAAAAUAGGGAUUUGCAACUCUGCAAUGGGGCUGAAGGUGACAUAUUCAGCUCUUCAGUUGCUAAUGAAGCUAUGUCAGUUUCUUCUAGUUCAGGCGAAACAUCAACAACUGACUUACGGAAUGGGGGCCCCCUACAGUGCUUUUCUGGUGGUGCACAGUGGGAAACUAUACUGAAGAGUUCAGUUAAAGAUUGCAAGCAUGGUUCAUCGUAUCAUGAUCACAGUUUGACAGAUAACUCUGAGGUCCCAUUGGAUGUUGUCAUUGACAGCUGUAUUGUGCAGGAGAUUUUUCUUCAAUAUAAAUACAUAAGUAGCUUUUCUGUUCGGUUACUUGAAGAAGGAUUCAACCUACACGAGAAUUUGUUGGCCUUGCGCCGUUAUCAUUUUAUGGAAGCAGCUGACUGGGCAGACAUGUUUGUGAAUUCUCUUUCCCAGCAUAAUGGUUACAAUGAUCCCAACCAUACUAUUUCUGUAGCCCAAGGGUUGCUUGAGUCAGCAUUGCAGAGCUCUUCAUGUGAGAAAGAUGCGUACAAGGAAAGACUUUUUAUAUAUAAAAAAGAGCAGAAUCAGCAGACUGUAGGCCCCUUAACAUCCUCAUGUGGAACACAUAUUUAUGAUUUCAUGGCGUUGGGAUAUAAGGUGGACUGGCCAGUUUCUAUCAUCUUGACACCCGAAGCACUAAAAAUUUAUGCAUCUGUUUUUCGGUUUCUUAUUAAAAUCAAGCUGGCUGUUUCUUCAUUACUUGAUGUUUGGCUCUUUCUCAAGGAUCUGAAAUAUAUAUCAAAAUCUGAAGCUGAGAGACAGGAUUUGAACCGUUUAAAUAUUUUAUUUCAGCUCAGGCAACAGCUCAAUCAUUUCUUGGCGACUCUUCAAGCCUAUGUGCAAUCUCAGCUGUUGCACAAUGCAUGGUGGAGGUUCUGUCAUAAUCUUGAGUAUAAGGUCAAAGACCUGUUGGACCUAGAAUCUGUGCAUAUGGCUUAUCUUUGUGAAGCUUUGGAGAUAUGUUUUCGUGGGUUGGAAAUGGAGGCUGUUGCGGACAUUCUAGACAACAUCCUGGAAUGUGCAGUUAACUUCCUGUCAUGCUUUACUAGAUAUGGUCAGAAGUUCCAGAUCAACUGCAGCAGUUUGUCAGAUUUGUUAAUGCAAGUUAACAUUUCACAAGUGCUUGCUGUUAAAGCAACAUUUGAGAAGAGUAUGAGGGAGCUGCAUUCAUGCUAUCUAAGAUACGAAAGAAGCAGAGAGUUUGGCCUCUAUCUAUUCUGGGAGUAUCUUGACUUCAACGAGUAUUUCUCCAACUUGAUUGUCAAGAGAUAAUGAUGAUAUUUCCAACUUCUGCUCAAUUAGCCUGUGUGCCAUCAAAAACUCCAUAUUCAUUUGCCUCUUUUUUCAUUCAAAUGGUGCCUAAGAAAAUGUCUCGGAUAGGAAGGCCUUCAUCUUGGGAACUAUGAUCUCCAUACCUAACAAUAGCAGGUCGACUCUCACCAUCAUUAUUCAGGAAAGGAGGCACUUGCAGUUGAGAUGAGUUAUGAGAGCAUAUUGUAUGGUGACCUUAAAGAUUUGAUUGAUAGAUAGAAUGGGGAGGAGAGGUAAUUGGUAAUUCAUUAAAAGUACGAGAAUUUCACUUGGACUUGGUUGCGGAGCUGUGAAAAUCAGCAGUUUAGACUGGAUCACCGAAGCUUGAGGACAGUAUGUUUUCUGGUAUACCGAGUGCCUAAUGUUAUCUAAGGGUUUUGUAUGGAAGUCAUACUUCAGAAACGUUGUGAGACAAAUGGAAUUGGCUUGCUGGCGUGGGUAUAUAACUUAAACCAAAAUUUAACUGGCUCCACUUGUGCUGGAUACCUUGAGCCACAAUUCUUAAAAUUCUUGUGUUUUGAUGUGCUCUGUUGGUCUGACAACCUGUGUAUAUUCUUAUCCAUGUCAUUAUAAUUAACCAUACGGUUGUGAAGUUUGA
This is a messenger RNA of Nymphaea colorata (pocket water lily), 4443 nucleotides long. RefSeq lists its product as uncharacterized. The transcript has 15 exons. The coding region runs from base 63 to 3806 and encodes 1247 amino acids. The record is from RefSeq and is a predicted model, not a curated record. Gene Ontology annotation, biological process: spindle assembly; meiotic cell cycle; microtubule nucleation. Gene Ontology annotation, cellular component: equatorial microtubule organizing center; centrosome; spindle pole. NCBI's taxonomy places the organism in Eukaryota, Viridiplantae, Streptophyta, Magnoliopsida, Nymphaeales, Nymphaeaceae. Gene Ontology annotation, molecular function: gamma-tubulin binding; microtubule minus-end binding.